CCCUGAGCUGUGCUGCAGUUCGAACGCGUAGUCGUUGUUUCGUAGCCGCGGAGUCGAGUUCACACGAGUCAGUAGUCACAGUCAGUCAGUAUUGUCGAGCGUAAUUGGUUGCGUUUUUUCUGAAUCACACACCAGUCCACCCGUCGUCUGCCUUCUGCCUCUGGAUUUGUAUCUUUCUCUGAAGGCGCAGUUGAUGUACAAGUAGUAGCAGCGGUUCAACGCCUGUGGGAGCUCAACAGUCUGGAUUAGUUGUGUAGUGUGUGGAAUCUGGGGAACUGAGCAUCCGAGGAGGAAGAAGAGCUAUUGUUUGUGUGACAAUUGCGUGAAGCUUGCUUUGGGAGUGUAUCGAAGGACCAUAUCUAGGGCCGAGUUAUCGACGACCUGUUCCAACAGAUCAUCGAAUGCGAGAGGAGCAGCUCUGGGCAUACAAAGUAAUCGAAAUCGUUUUCUGUGCGCUCUCAGAAGUACAAAUCAAAGAAGCGGUCGAAUCACCAAUAGGUCAGAGCUAUACGACCAGAGUUCGGUUCGGGAGAAGCUGCGGCCAUUCGUUUCGCGAUAAAUCGCUUGUCGCACGGCAACAAAACCGACCGAUUUGCUCCAUCGUCGCCAGAUGCCAGUGUGAGUGAGAAGUGAGAAGAAUUACAUGGGCAAAGAGUAAAGUCGAAGAAAAAUCUGUAUAACCAAAGUAAGCAAAGUAAAGAAGCAAAUACACCGGAGGAAAUUCAGUGGUGUGCAAUAACAGCGGCUACAGAAGCGGCAAUACAACCGUAGUGCGCAUCAUCAUCAUUAUCAGCAGCAGCAGCAGCAGCAGUAGCAGCAUCCGAGUCGAGUGUAGCUCGUUGCGGCUUCAUCUUCUUCUUCUUUUUCCUGUGGAUCGGAUCAACGAAAAUUUGUUUUCAUGAUAUCUGCUUGGAUAAAUCCCUAUAAUGAGAAGUGUGGAACUUUGAAAGUUCCCGACUCCUACAACGCACGGAUCAUGGACGGCUAUCACGUACAGGCUCAGGACGGCAGCAACAACACAAACACCUAUUCCUAUCACCACCAUCAACAGCAGCAGCAGCAGCAGCAUCAUCAGCAAAAGUACAGUCACCAGAAUCAUCACUUGCAUCGGCACCACAGCAACAACUCCAACAACAGCUACACGACACUGAAUUAUGCCGCCUCGGAUGCGGGCUUCGUAUCGCCACCGCCUUCGCCACGUUCCAACAGUUCGCUAGCUUCCUGUUCGUCUUCAUCCUACUCGUCGGCUUCCUCGUCUUCGGCCGUAUCGUCGGCUGCGUCUACAUCGUCCGGACUGUCAUCGGCUGGGUCCGAGAAUGGAUCUUCAUACGAAAAUCUGGACAAUUCAGCUCAACGGCUAGCAGUGCUGUCGUUCGAGCAGGUUAAAAAGCUGAACGAUGUGAUGAACGAACCCGUUGCCAUCCACGGUCGUGGAAACUUCCCGACCCUGGAGGUCAAGCUGACCGAUCUGGUGAACAUCGUGCGGGAGAAGUUGGAGGCCGAUAUUGGAUCCGGUGGGGCCGGUAUGAUCGUGAAGGAUAUUCGCCUGAAUGGAGGCGCCGCUAGUCACGUGCUGGCUUCAGAAGCACAGCCAUACAAUGAUCUGGAUUUGAUUUUUGCUGUGGAGUUUAGCUCAAACCGACACUUUGAUCGUGUCAAGUCUGCUGUUUUGUCGUCGCUUUUGGACCUGUUACCAGAGGGUGUAGUCAGGCGGAGGAUAACGCAGUGUUCGCUCAAAGAAGCCUACGUUGGCAAGAUGGUGAAGGUGAACAACAACAACGAUGGUGAUCGCUGGAGUCUGAUCUCGCUGGGCAACUCCCCAGGGCACAAGAACGUCGAGCUGAAGUUUGUCGAUACGAUGCGUCGACAGUUCGAGUUUAGCGUCGACUCGUUCCAGAUUGUGCUGGACUCGUUGCUGCUGUUCUACGACUGUACUGAGAGGCCCAUGAUUACGGAGAAUUUCUACCCAUCCGUCGUUGGAGAGUCGGUGUACGGCGAUUUCCAGGAAGCUCUAUACCAUUUGCAGAAGAAGCUGAUAUCGACGAGGCAACCGGAGGAAAUCCGGGGAGGAGGACUGCUCAAGUAUUGCAACUUGUUGGUGAGAAACUAUAUUCCAGUUGAUCAACAGAAGAUCAAAACGCUGGAGCGUUACAUGUGCUCACGGUUCUUCAUCGACUUUCCGGACAUUGAUCAGCAGAAAAUCAAGCUGGAAAGCUACUUGAGGAACCACUUUUGGGGUGAGGUGGAAGAACAUCUACAGUACCAGUACCUGAUGCAUUUAUACGAUGUUGUCGAACAUAGCACAGUCUGUCUUAUGGGUCACGAGCGUCGUCAAACGCUGAUGUUGAUCGAAUCGCUGGCCAUGCAGGUACUCUACCGUGACCAUCCUCAAAAUCCACAGACAACCAUCAUUACAACCACGAGUACGGUACCGCAGCACACCACAAUGUCGCUGCAACCACUUCAGACUCAACUCUCACAAAUGAGCUUACAGCCUCAACAACUCUCACCAGUUCAGCAGACUGUCAUCCACCACCACCAUCCGCAGGGUGUGCCACAGACGCAAACCCUACAGCUCCAGCAUCCACAGGCCAUCAUGCAACAGCAGUCUCCUCAGCCUGGACAAGCUCAACCGCAGCAGCAAACCAUCUCGCUUGCUCCACAACCAGCCGGUCUACUCUACGCCAACGGAAUCUACUACGCUCCAGUCAUCCCGACGACGCUCUGCACGUGCAACGCCACGUGGCUGACGACGUGAUCGGCGCUUGCGGAACCCGAUAACAGCAACAACAACAUCAACUGUACCAAUCCGGCGGCACCACUACUAGUGGGAUCAAUCAUCAGCGUCACCACUACACCGAUCGUGGCCACGUUCGAACCGCAGUCGCAUGCAACGUCACCGUCGACGACGUCAUCGUCCAUCUGCUGCAGUAGCAACUCCUACAACAGCAACAACAUUUACAAUGCAGACAACAGCAGCAACAAUCGUUACUUUACUAAUAUUUUAGUGUCGGAUAGAUGAUUACUAGAACAGUAAGCAUGAUACACGUUUUCCUCUCCACAGCUCAACAGAUUCAAACCAUGUAAACCACACAAAACACUAACACAAAUUGCGUCCGUUCAAAAUCAACUGAAACAAAAGAUCUUUUGUAUUCCGAAAGAGAAACACUACGCAAAAUUGCCAAACCGGUGCAACCAAACAGUGGCGUCAGCGCUAUCUAUAAAGUCAGAGUUAUAAAGCAAUAUUUAAUCGCAAAAAUUCAAUUCAAUCGACCUUCAAAAUAACCACCAACCCUUUUCCCAGCGAAUCUAAAUGUCCAAAAACUACACCAAUUUCGGAAAGAACACGAAAAAAAAUCGCGAGCGAACCAGGAAAACGUUGACAUCUUGUGAUAGCACACAGUGCCAUCUCUGUGUGAGACGCGUCGAGCGGAAUCAAUUCCAACUGAACCAAACUAUAUGAAAAGAAAAAAAAUGUACAAAUAUGAGGAAAUGAAAACAAAUAUCCAUAACCACCAGCAUAAAAAUGCAUCUUACUCGUCAUUUUUGUUCCUUUUCCCACUAUGUGUGUCGAUAUGAGUGUUUGUAAAUGUAUCGAGAAUCAGAUUGAAGUGCAGGAAUCAAACUCAACUAUCUUUGUAAUAGGAACAGAAAAGGUGUUUUAGACUUAGUGGCGCCGAGCCGAGUGACAGGGGCGUGCGAAAAAUUACUAAGCAAUUUUAACUAGGUGUUCAGAGUUUAGGCCAAUUAAGGGACACACAUUUUUAACACUCUUUGUCAAUCGUCAUGAGAAGAGGUGAAAAUCUUUAGGAGAUUUAGGGGCGAAACAAUCGCAAAUUAGUUGUCCGAUCCGUGUUAGUUGACGCCACUGUUUGAUGUUGUACCUGCUGCGCGGUUGGAUGGUGUGGAGAAAAGUGAGGUUACGGUCUGUAUGGUUUCGAUAAUUAAUAACAGUAAGCAGUCAAAGAGUGACUGGAUGUAUGUUUGAAAGUAAAAUUUCGUUUAAUAGAACACAGAUUUGAACUGGAAUGUCUAACAAUUAUUCUACAAUCUAUUGUUUAAGGAUUGGCAAGUUUUACCUUAUUGCUUCUUAAUUUCGUUAAAACUGCAGACAAUCUUUCUAAAACUUGGAGCAUGAAUAGGGAAACGACUGUUUUAAUGGUUCUUAAACGCUAACAGUUGGUGCCAGCUACUAAAAGCACAGACCUUUCGAACAUUCAGUUUAUCUCACUGGCCGCUGAGUGGCGACACUGGGUUUGUAUUCCACUCACUGAUCGUGCUUCUCAAAUUUCUCAAACUUCCAACACAAGCGCAUGGAAGAAUGGUAGUCGAGAACUGUCAAAUCGCAUGAAAAAUAAUGAAAAACGUAAAUUACUUCCAAUUAGGAAACUGGAUCCAAAAUGUAGUGAUUUAAAAUCAACCGUAACGGGAAUUCAAAACUGUUUGUGUUUAGUUCAUCUUCCGUGGUGCUUGUUUUGCUUCAGGUUUUCGUUUUUGCUACCAUUGAAAAAAGAGCCAUCUAUUGCCUUUUCAAUUUUGAAUAUCGCCCUAUUGCUUCUUAAUUUUGUUAAAACUGCAAACAAGUUGUUAUUUUCUGAAACUUGGAGCAUGAAUUGGAACAUAAACGAUUUGCUUGACAAGGCAAUUCAUGAGACAACUGUGAUCUGCUGUUUUCGGUUUGUUCCCCAUGAGAUUUUGACGUUUCGCAAUCGGAGUGACCGUUCGAUUAUAUGGUUACCAUCCGUCCUGAUUGAGCAGGACAUGCUCUUAUUUUAAGAUUUUGAUGAGGCGUCCUGAUUUAUUUGUCACAUUUCAAGUUUUGUCCUGCUUUUUCCUGCUUGGCGAAUAUCUUGGAAUAUUUCGAAU
Aedes aegypti (yellow fever mosquito) is the source of this 4866-nucleotide messenger RNA. Its product is annotated as protein FAM46C. Gene Ontology annotation, biological process: mRNA stabilization. Gene Ontology annotation, molecular function: RNA binding; poly(A) RNA polymerase activity. Lineage: Eukaryota; Metazoa; Arthropoda; Insecta; Diptera; Culicidae. The coding region runs from base 899 to 2758 and encodes 619 amino acids. The record is from RefSeq and is a predicted model, not a curated record. The transcript is spliced from 3 exons.